CGUGGUAUAGAUGUACAAAAAUGAGCUUUGUCGUGUUUCUGGUGAGUAGGAGGAUGUCUGUGGGCUAGAUGAGUAUAUGCACGCCAGCACACGCUGUAUGAAUUGCGCGCGAAAAGCGCGUAUCAUAUGCACGUCAUACACGCGCCCGUAUAAAUACCACGCCUUUUUAAUUCAGCGUACUAUUUAAAUGGACUCGAUGUGAAAUGAGCGACAGCUACAGAGAUGAAUCUAAAGAACUCUUUCAUAGUUUCGAGGAGGAGCCGAGCGGAGCCCAACAGAGCUCCCAGUGAGCGGCUGUCUGCGUUACCCAUGAUGCCCCGCGGCACACAGAGGGCCCCUUCAGGAGCCCGCCGGUAAUAAGCAAACAUGCUGGACAGGGCAAACAUUUGAACGCAGCUUACAUUUAUGAGCUGAAUCUGAACUUUACCUGCGUGCCUGAUCGACAAUGCAGUCCUGCUGGAAUGGUGGACCGAAGCUCCGAUGAAGAUCACGUCUUAUUUCCGCUAAAAGCCCGUCUUAAGUCGCACAGAUCGUCAGCGCGUGGAGGACAGUCAUGCAGAGGCGCCGGUUUCUGGGCAAGCGCCUGGCUUCAGCGCUGCUCUUCUGCUCGCUUCUGCUCCUGUAUCUCCAGGCCUGCAGGUCUCCGAGAGGAACCCGCUCCAGACGUCCCCCGGGAGACGACGCGCCGGAGUCCGUCCUGCGGCAGCACGAGCGACGCUUCCUCCAGCGCAGCAGGAACCUGACCAGGCUGAUCUCGGAGCUGAGAGCCGAGCUGCAGAGACCCGUGGAGCUCCGGGAGCAGGACCAGGCCGAGCUGGAGGAGCUCCUGAGGAAGCAGCUCCGCCGCACCGAGCUCUUCGGCGGAGAGCGGCUGCCCAGCGAGUUUGCCGUGCUGCCGUUCGAGACCUUCACCCUCCGCCGGGUCUACCAGCUGGAGAGCGGCCUGACCAGGCUCCCGGUGGAGAGUCCGCUUCGUCCGGACCGCAGGAACGAGCUGAACGAGGCGCUGGAAGCGGCGCUGCAUCUCCUGAACCAGCCCCAGCAGCGCAGGGUUUACUCUCCUCAACACUUCUAUGAAGGAAUCUUUCGCACGGAGAGGGACAAAGGAACGCUGUAUGAGCUGGCCUUCAGAGAAAGCGCUUCUCCAGACUUCAGGAGGCUGGUGUUCUUCCGUCCCUUCGCUCCUCUGAUGAAGGUGAAGGAGGAGGUGAUGGACGCCUCUCAGAUCCUCGUCAAUGUGAUCGUGCCGCUGGCCGACGCAGUGGACGCUUUCAGGCGAUUCGCGCUGCAUUUCAGUGAAGCUUGCAUUCGUCAGGACGGACGGACGCAUCUCACCGUGGUGCUGUUUGGGGCCGAAAAGAUGCAUGAAGUCAAAGGAAUUGUGGAUGCAAUGUCGAGGAGGAUGAAGUACAGGAACGUGACUCUGAUCCGUCUGAACGAAGCCUUCUCCAGACGACGAGGUCUAGACAUCGGAGCUCGAGCCUGGAAGAAAAGCAACGUCCUGCUGUUGUUCUGUGACGUGAACGUUCGCUUCAGCGCGGACUUCCUGGACUCCUGCCGCAUGAACGCUCAAGCAGGUAAAAAGGUGUUUUAUCCGGUGAUGUUCAGCCUGUAUAAUCCAGAGGUCAUCUAUGGUCAACACAUCCCUUCUGCUGAAGAUCAGCUGGUGAUCAGGAAAGACUUGGGCUUCUGGAAGGAUCUGGACUUCGGGACGACGUGCCAGUACAGAUCGGACUUCAUCAACGCAGGUGGCUUUGUGAAAGGCGGAGCCGCGGGAGAUCUUCACCUCUACAGGAAGUUCCUCCACAGCAGGCUGGUGGUGGUCCGCGCUCCGUGGCGAGGCCUGUUUGACGUGUGGCACCCCACCGUCUGUCACGCGCACGCUCCCGGAGAGACCUUCGAGCUGUGUCUGCGGGAGAAAGCGCUGAAGCAGGCGUCUCACGGUCAGCUGGGACACAUCCUCUUCCGCCAGCAGAUCAACGAUCAUCUGCACAAAUACAAGCAGCACGGUAUCAAGCCGUGA
Messenger RNA from Puntigrus tetrazona (Sumatra barb), 2023 nucleotides. RefSeq names its product chondroitin sulfate N-acetylgalactosaminyltransferase 1b (gene csgalnact1b). Lineage: Eukaryota; Metazoa; Chordata; Actinopteri; Cypriniformes; Cyprinidae. Gene Ontology annotation, molecular function: glucuronosyl-N-acetylgalactosaminyl-proteoglycan 4-beta-N-acetylgalactosaminyltransferase activity. The coding region runs from base 554 to 2023 and encodes 489 amino acids. The transcript is spliced from 8 exons. The record is from RefSeq and is a predicted model, not a curated record. Gene Ontology annotation, cellular component: Golgi cisterna membrane.